AUGUCCUUCAAUGACCCCUUUGAUAACGAUAUAGAGAGAAUAGCAACCAAUCAUUCUCAUAAAUACAAAGAUUAUCCUGAAUUUGAAUCACUUUCAAGCAGUAUUGAUAAUCAGCUACAUCAUAUCAAUAGCACUCAAUUAUCAAGCAUCAAGCAUGACUUGCUACAAUAUGAAAAAGAUCCCCUCAAUGCAUCCAUAGCGGAAACACUCAGCGCCAACUUCAAAUCCACUACGGACUCGUAUCGCAAAUUGAACGAUUUCGUUAAACAGUUGAACAAUACCAUCAAAUCAGUUGAAGAUGAUCGUGAGGACGUUGAGAUUAUCAAUUACCUCAAGCAAAAGGAAAAUAUUCAAAUCAAGUUGAUUAGGGAUAGUCUUAACAAUUUCAAAAACUAUCAACGAAGGUUUGAAAGUAAGCAAUCGAGUCAAUUACCACCGCUAGGAGAUAACCAGUCACAGGGUCCCGAUCAACUACAACCGCCACAACAACAUCAACAGCAGAUACAAAUCACUUACGAACCAGUUAACGCAGAGGAACUAGAGCAGCAAACACUCCUAGUUCAAGAAAGAGAACGAGAAAUACAUCAGAUUCAACAAGAUACCCACGAAAUCAACAAUAUUUUCUCAAAUCUUUCGUCAAUCAUCAAUGAACAGCAAUUUCAAGUUGACAGUAUUGAAAAUAAUAUAUUCACAUAUAGUUCGAAUGCAAGGCAAGCUUCAAAUGAAUUGAGAAGUGCUCAUCGUUAUCAAAAGAGGUCUAGUGGUACUUUAUUUUGUUGUUUGAUGAUCUUAUUGGGUGUUUUGGGAUUCAUUAUAUUAAUAGGGUUGGUAUUUUAG
Lodderomyces theae is the source of this 837-nucleotide messenger RNA. RefSeq names its product SNAP receptor (gene PEP12). Bases 1 to 837 code for a protein of 278 amino acids. Gene Ontology annotation, biological process: vesicle fusion; intracellular protein transport; Golgi to vacuole transport. Gene Ontology annotation, molecular function: SNARE binding; SNAP receptor activity. Gene Ontology annotation, cellular component: SNARE complex; membrane; endomembrane system. The record is from RefSeq and is a predicted model, not a curated record. The transcript has a single exon. Lineage: Eukaryota; Fungi; Ascomycota; Pichiomycetes; Serinales; Debaryomycetaceae.